CGCUAAAACUAAGCGCUAACUCAUCUUCUCCUUCCCGCUUCUUCUAGGGUUUUACAUAUAACAAUAAUUUUCUGAAACUCUUACCAGAAACAAGGGUUUGUUAUUUAUUGGCGGGAGCUGAAUCCUUAAAAAUAAAUACAAAUAAGAGAUUGUUUCUUUCUAUUGAGUUCUUUAAAGGAAAGAUUCAUGGCGUAUUCUCAAGCACGAGACUUCAUGUUCUGUAACUUGUGUGGUACGAUGCUGUCUUUGGUUUCACCUAAGAUUGCUGAAUGCUCUUUGUGUAGAUCUAAAACUAGUGCUAAAGGUAUUGUGGGACGAGAAAUCGGCUACACACUCACUGUUGAGGAUAUCCGGAGAGACCUUGGCAUCUCACAUGCUGCGGAAGAGAUGACGACAAAAGAAUCAGCUGCGUUGAUCAAGCAGACUUGUAAAUCCUGUGGAAACGCAGAGCUUGAGUACACUACCCGACAAAUGAGAUCAGCAGAUGAAGGGCAGACUGUAUUCCUUGUAUGCCCGAAGUGUAAAGCAAGGGAUACCGAAAAUUGAGUCUCUCUCAUCAACUUUCUAAAGCUGCAAGGGAUCGCCAAGAAGAGCAGAUGAAGCCAUGAAGGUUAAGAGAUGACCUUAUCUUAUAUUGGAAAUAUCACGUCAUUAAACAAAAUUUUGUUCUAUUGGAGAUGUGUAGAAUACGUUGGUAAGUUUUGCUAUUAAAUCCCUUAGGCAAUUUUGAUAUAGGGAUCUGUAAUGCUAUGGUUCAUAGAAAUAGAAUAGCUUGGUACUUAUUUACCUGACCUGGACUUGAGAGAUGAGAGGUUGGUUUUGGACGUUGAAAGAGUAGUACUACUCGAGAAUCAAAUUUCCAUGUAUACUAGCUAUCUGGCUUGAUUGGGGGCUUAUUUUAAUUAGUUUGUUUUGCAAGUUCCAA
This is a messenger RNA of Gossypium raimondii (Peruvian cotton), 925 nucleotides long. RefSeq names its product DNA-directed RNA polymerase I subunit RPA12. The record is from RefSeq and is a predicted model, not a curated record. Gene Ontology annotation, molecular function: nucleic acid binding; zinc ion binding; DNA-directed RNA polymerase activity. Gene Ontology annotation, cellular component: RNA polymerase I complex. The transcript has 6 exons. Gene Ontology annotation, biological process: termination of RNA polymerase I transcription; DNA-templated transcription. The coding region runs from base 187 to 546 and encodes 119 amino acids. NCBI's taxonomy places the organism in Eukaryota, Viridiplantae, Streptophyta, Magnoliopsida, Malvales, Malvaceae.